CACGUGUCGAAGAGGGUUCACGGCUGCCCAAUGAGAGCAAGGCAAGCGGAGGGCAUGGUCAAGACGCGAAGCCAAUAGGAGGAGACUGCGCGGAGCACGCCGGGAUGAUGGAGAAUUUUUCCGCUCUCUUCGGAGGGACAGAACCUCCUUCGUCUGCCGCAGCCGCUGCGCUCGGCUUUGGCCCAGGGAAGUCGGGGGGGCCUGUGACCGGGCCGCCUCCCGUACCUGCGGGGACUCCUGUCGGCGAAGAGGCGGCGAGGAAAGCGUCGUCUGCCAGCGGCCCCUUUUACCUAAUGCGCGAGUUACCAGGUACCACUGAACUAACAGGAAGUACAAACUUGAUCACCCACUACAACCUGGAACAUGCCUACAACAAAUUUUGUGGCAAAAAAGUGAAGGAGAAGCUCAGCAACUUUCUGCCAGAUCUUCCGGGAAUGAUUGAUUUACCAGGUUCUCAUGACAACAGCAGCUUGCGUUCUCUAAUUGAAAAGCCUCCUAUCUGUGGGAGCUCAUUCAACCCUCUCACUGGUACCAUGCUUACAGGAUUUCGUCUUCAUGCAGGCCCGUUGCCAGAGCAGUGUCGUUUAAUGCACAUCCAGCCACCUAAGAAAAAAAACAAGCACAAGCACAAGCAGAGUCGGACCCAGGAUCCUGUCCCUCCAGAAACUCCCUCAGAUUCUGACCACAAGAAAAAGAAGAAGAAAAAAGAGGAUGAUCCUGAGAGGAAAAGAAAGAAGAAGGAGAAAAAGAAAAAGAAGAAUCGACAUAGCCCUGAGCACCCAGGUGUGGGCAGCUCUCAGGCCAGCAGCAGCAGCAGCCUCCGAUAAAAGUCCUGCAACAGACAACGGUGGGGAGAUCUCUCCAGAAAGGACUUGGCAGACAAAAGGAGAUGGAGCAUAGUGUGGGAACCGCUGAUGACUCACAUAAUCCUCUUCAGCUUCUGGAUGAACACGUAGACAGUGACUGCUGGGUGGAACUUCUGGAACUCUGUUGGCCUCUUUCUGGGGAACACAAAGUUUUGCCUGGGACAUGAUACAGGCUGGUGUCUUCAACUGAGAGAGCCCGUUACUUUUUCUUUUGAUUUUGUACAAAAUAAUCCUGACUUGGUUGGGAUGUGUCUGUUUGAUGUUUAAUUAAAUCUCUGUUUGAGGAGAUGGUAAUGAUUUGAAGGAAUGGCUUCUGGAACCUCCUCCUCUCUUGUCAUUGGCUUGGAAACCAUUCUGUGUGAAUCUGUGAGUAACAGAUGAUGAGCAGAGACUGCAGAUCUCCUUGUUGUUGUGGAGCAUGGCCAGGGGCUGAUGGGUAAGUUAGUAGCCUGACUAGAAGGAGUGGAUAUGACCAGGCUUUUUCUAAAUAUGGAACUAAGAAGAAUUUAAGGGGGAAAAAGAGACAAGAACAAGGUUGGAUUUCACUUCCCACUAUAAUCUUUGCCCCUAAAUAGUCUGAUUUCAUAUCAGGUGGACAGCUAAGUGAAAAGCACUGACCAAAAAAGUCCCAUAACAGCUGUAACAGGCAGAGUUCUGAAGCUGGUCCUUGAAUCCAAGGAUAAAUUUGUUCUGGGAUUCUUUUCCCCAAGGGCUCACUUGUUGGAUGAAGGCUUUUCUACAGGUUGUUCCUUAAUGUUAUUUUAACUGAGAAGAUUUAAUGUUUGCCUCCAGAAGGGAGAAGACAGUGACAAAUACCCACAGAAGAGAUGGAAGCAUCUUGAAAGCUCUUGAACUUGGCGAAUAGAAAUCAUUCAUCUGCUUUACUCUUCUGUAGCAUAGUUCUCUUUUUUUUAUAUUACUACCUCAUUGUAAGCAUCCUGGCAAAAAUAGCUCAACUUUUUGCUGUUUUUAUCUGUGUUUCUUUUUGGUAUCUAAACAGAGAAAAGUAACACAUCUGCUCCAUUUGUGAAAAUGGCUGCAAAUGUAAUCUCUUUGGGGAUAAUUGGCUACCAGACCACUGUGCUUGUUGACAGAAAGGGUAUUCCAUUUAGUUCUUAAUGCAAAGAUGGGAAGGAGAUGGGGUAUCUUUGCUUUGAUCAGUGUCCCUCUUACAGGCAAACCUAAUGUUACAAUAAACCCUCAGAAUUCUUAUGCUUAGAUCUUCUGCUAAAUCUGUGGAGAUGGUGCAGGGUCAUGGCAUGAUGUAGCUAUUUUCCUAGAAAAAUGGCAGGCUUCAUGCAAGAAGACAGCAACAGUGUGGGUGUCUUUUACUUUCCCCAUAGUUAAUAACUGCUUCUGCUACACAAAUUUUUGUCAACAUGGAGAAUAAAAGUUUAACCUUCCA
Pogona vitticeps (central bearded dragon) is the source of this 2271-nucleotide messenger RNA. RefSeq names its product mediator complex subunit 19 (gene MED19). Gene Ontology annotation, biological process: positive regulation of transcription by RNA polymerase II. Gene Ontology annotation, cellular component: mediator complex. Gene Ontology annotation, molecular function: transcription factor binding; transcription coregulator activity. The record is from RefSeq and is a predicted model, not a curated record. Lineage: Eukaryota; Metazoa; Chordata; Lepidosauria; Squamata; Agamidae.